Sphaerodactylus townsendi is the source of this 4841-nucleotide messenger RNA. RefSeq names its product ankyrin repeat and MYND domain containing 1 (gene ANKMY1). Gene Ontology annotation, molecular function: protein binding. Bases 194 to 3334 code for a protein of 1046 amino acids. The transcript has 18 exons. The record is from RefSeq and is a predicted model, not a curated record. Lineage: Eukaryota; Metazoa; Chordata; Lepidosauria; Squamata; Sphaerodactylidae.
AGCCCCAACGGCGGCGGGGACGGGGUGGCCCGAGCGAGGGAGCGCAGCCUCGGCCUCGGCCUGUGCGGUGUGGCUUUCGGUUUAGGGUCGGCCGCGCUCCUGUCCUUUGCGACGUCCCUCCUUCCUCCCGCCCCGCUUGGGCUGCGGUGAAGGCCGCGGACGGAGCCUUGCUCUUCCUUCGGUGCCUGGCCGGAUGGAGGUUCUCCAGGCUGCUGAGGCGGUCCCGGGAGUUUUGAAAGAUGAACUAGACAAUGGCAUUUUACAAAGAGAAGAGAAAAUAGAAGAAAAUGAAACUGACAAUGAGCCAGUGUCUACUCAAGAUUAUGAGGCUGAUGAAGAAGAGUCAGAAGAUUAUGAGGAAGAGAGUGGUGGAUGGCAAGGCAGGUUUAGUGAAGAAGACUUCAACAAUAAUAGUAUUGAACUUAAAGUAGGUGUUCAAGAAUGGCCUGAUGGCUCCAUCUAUAAAGGAGAAUUUGGAUUUGAUCUAAAACUUGGAUAUGGAGAGUUUGCGUGGGACAGUGGUGAGAGAUAUGUGGGUCAAUUUUAUAAAGACCAUCGUCAUGGCAAAGGUAUUUACUUUUGGCCUGAUGACUCUAAAUUCACCGGGUCAUUUUUUCUUAGCCAUAAAGAAGGCUAUGGGACCAUGGAAUUUAAAGAUGGAAGAAUAUAUCAGGGACUUUACAAGGCUGAUGAGCGAUUUGGUCCAGGGAUUGAAAGCUACCCAGAUGAUAGUCAAGAUGUUGGCCUAUGGCAUCGAAAUCAUAUAAUUAAACUGUGUACUGAAAUUCCUAAGCAUUUUUCUCUUCUGCAAUUCCCAGAACUCAAAAUCUAUUUUGAGACUGAGGGCAAUGAACAAUAUAUUUCAGAAGAGAACAGUACAGUGUGGAAUCUGAAUGAGGAGAAGGACCCAUUUUUCUACAGCUAUAAACAUCUUAUCUUAAACGAUGACAACUAUACGUUGCCUGAAAAAAUGUAUAUAUACUCAAUUGAUGCAGAUCAUCUACCUAUUACUCACACCUUCAGGAAGGACUUUGAUUCCCAUUAUUUUAAGAGAAAUAAACUGUUGCCGUAUGAAAAACUGUGGCCGGUUACCAAUAUAACCCCUUUACUGAUCAGAAUGCUUAAACACAUCUAUAAAUACAGGCACUGUCAGGCAGAGAUCGACUGGAAUGUUAAUUUCAUUCUGGAAGGCCAUCGCAUUGGUUUUGGCCCCAAAGGCCCCAAAGAAAUUGCAUCUGAACUGCUGAUUGAGAAGUCAGCUGGAGGGGACUAUCAUAGAGUAUAUGCAAUUUUGAAGGACAGCCUGGCCCACCCUGAUAUUGCUGACGUACAUGGCUACACAGCUCUUGCUGCUGCUGCUAUAAAUUGCCAUGAUGACAUCAUCAAUCUUCUUCUUGAUAAUGGGGCUGAUGUGAAUAAAUGCAGUGAUGAAGGAUUGUCAGCUCUAUCUAUGUGUAUUAUUCGUUAUUUCCCUGCGCAGUCAUUUCAGCCCAAUAUUGCUGAAAGGAAUCUUCUUAGGAAAGAGGAACCAGAAGAAACAGGUUCAGCCGCACAGUCAGAGGCUCCUCAGCUUUCUACGGACGCUGCAGAACACAGGGAGUUUUCCGAUUCUGCCCACGGAACCCCUGUCCACAAGUCAGAUUCUGGCACAGAAUCUGAAGGUGGGGGGUCUCGAGCUGGAGAAAAGAGGACUGCAGGCAGCACUGAAGGCAUUUGCGACUUUAAGGUGGCUAUUUCUGCAGAGAUGUUGCAGCAUGGUGCAGCUAUUCUCAGCCGACACAUGUUAUCUGUACCCUACACCCCUGAUGUUGAGGAACUUCAGCAUGUAGGCACACUGAGAAAGAUGGCGAUGUCCUUAACAGAGCACCAAAGGAGAUUGUCUACAAUCAAACUGCUCCUAAAGAGAGGGGCAGAUCCCAAUAUAAGCUGCAACCCUAUGCAUGUCCUUCUGUUUGCUGUGAAAUCUGCUGAUGUGAAAAUGGUGCGGCUACUUUUAUUAGCUGGAGCAAAGACAAGUUCAAGACUUCCAACCAAACUUGGUGGUGUAGCUCCUCUUCAUAUUGCUGCUGCCCUUCUUGAUGAAGAAGGGGUGAAAAUCACAGAAUUGCUUCUUCAUUCAGUGACAGACCCUGAUGUUAGGGCAGAAGAUUCAGAUGACAUAUAUAGACACGACAGGGAUGUCCAGGUUGAUUCUCUUGAUGCGCCAUCAAUGUUGAAGCUAUAUAAUGAAGCUGGACCACCCAAAGCCUUUUGCCCACAAUGCCCCAUUAUCCCAGAGGAAGGUGGGAGGACACCCCUUCAUAUAGCCUGUGAGAGGGAUGACAAUUAUAAGAAUGCCAGUGAGGUUGUUCAUCUUCUUUUAAGUCAUAAUGCGAAUCCAAAUCUCCUCUGGAGCGGCCACUCCCCUCUUUCGUUGGCCAUUGCUAGUGGAAAUGAUCUGGCUGUGGCUGAGCUUUUGGCUUCGGGAGCCGACCCAAAUCUCCCAUUAGGCCAACCUAUUGGAAGUGCCCUGUGUGCUGUUGUUAACCCUGCAUAUGAGCAGAACAGGACAUUGGCAAAUAAAAUUUCUUUGAUUAAUACGUUAAUAGCUGGAGGUGCGGACAUGCUGAUGCCCAUUACCAUUGGGGACAACAUUAAAAGUGCAGUGGGAACAGUAGUGGACUAUGCAUACUUCAAAUUCUAUCAGGACAAGAAACUGAUGCACACCCCAUUCCAUGCUCUAUCGCUGUCCGAGCGGGAGACCUUCACUAAUCGUAAAAAGUUGCUGGAGUACCUUAGUGACAAGCUUCGUGAGUGUGUCAUCGCAAAAGAAAAACUGUGGGACAGGGAAGAACUUCGAAGAAUCAAGCAUGCAGGUUCAAAAAAGAAAGUAGGAUCCGGCGGAGCAACACACGAAACUGAUGCAGCAAAUCAAUUCUUUAAAUAUUGCUAUCAAUGUGGGCGAUCUGUAGGUGUGAACCUCACUCCCUGCACACGCUGUUUUGACUGCUUUGCCUGCAGCAAGUCUUGUAAAGUGAAAGUGUGGAAUGAGCGUCAUAAACGAGAGUGUUUGAUAUCAGAGGUUUCAUCUUCAUCAUCCUCAUCUGAUGAUUCAUCACAGGUGGAGCCGGUGAUGGACCACAUAGAAGUAAAGCGAAAAGUCCGGUCAAAAGCCAAAGACAAAGAAAAAGACAAAGCCAAAACAGCUCCCACCGUAAAGCGGGAAAAAGAAGACAAAGAUGGCAAACAAGAUAAAGUGCAAAAGCCACCGAAAGAAGAAAAGCUGUUGAAUGUUACUGGGGAAACCAGUGAUCGUGCGGAUCUUCCUUACACUGGGAACUACAGUUACAUUUAAAUGCCAGCAUUUGGUAUCUUUUAGCUGUAAUCUGAUGCAAAUGAUGUUUUAUAAGGAAGAUGAAAUGAAUAGAAAAUGUGAUUUUGUGGACCACUUGCAUUCUUGUAUCAGGAGUAGUAAAAAGCUACUUGAUAUUUUAAAAGUGACUGAUGUCGGAUAAUUUAAUUGACAGAUGUAGAAGUGAUUUACUGAAACCCACCUUUGUUGCAAGAGCAUGAAACCAGUCCCUUUAAUAUAAAGUGUAUAAAGUGUUUAAAAGUUGUUAACCUUGGAUUUGGUGGCUGACAUUGUGCAGUUAGAAGCAGCUAGGGCCGAAAGUCCUUUUGUCUGUGACAUUUCAGUGCCAGAACCUCUAACCUAAUAUAUCUACCUGUAAAAGGGAUUUCUGUGUUGGGGUAUAUUUGUUGGUGUAUAUUUUGUAUAACAUUGCAAUUUUCAGUGGAAGGUCAAGGAAAUACCCCUUUUCAGUAUGUGUGCUCCCUUCCACAGUGAAUACACCUCCAAAGGAACUGAGGACUUGCAUUAUGCCUUUGUGGAGAUCUAGCCAUUUUAUUUUCAAGAGGUAUGAGGAGGAGCUGAUUAUGGAGACUCUUUCCCAAUGUUGAUUUAGUGGGAAAACAAACAGAGCUGGUCAUAAGGCAUGCCUGUCCGAGUCUUCAAACCCAUCUGAUGUAAGGAGCAAACCCUUUGCUGCUUGAGAGAAGUAGCUGAUAACCCUUUACUGAAAGAUGUAGGGUACGGAUUUGAGGGACUGAAAUAGAGGACUCUGUGAACCAAAUCUUCUGUUUUAGUUAAACAGAAAAAUAUAUAAUUUAUCUUAACAGAAGUUUAAUUGUUGAACAUUUGUUGAUCUUAUUGGCAACUAUUAUUUUCAAAUAUGGACUGAUCAGUAGUGAAUCGUCUCAACACCUAUGCCGUAGUGACCUUGCAAUUAUAGGUCCUAUUGCAGUUUGUGAAGUCUUGGGGAAUUUAACAGACCUUUGGAUUUGUAGGUCAUGAGAAAAGAAGGCCACAUAAACCUUCUGGGCUGUAUUCCAGCAGAGACUCAAGUAUUUGAAGAUAACCAAUUUAUGUUACUGUGGUCCCAAUCUUUCUAUAUUGUACAUGAUUUGUUUGUGUGAUUUUGUGUGUAUUACGAUUUUAAAUGUUGUAUUGUAAAUUUAUUUUGGAAAUAUUUUCAUUCUCUAUUUUAAUAAUAAACGAAUAGAACAUGUGUUAUUUCAUUGUUGUUUUAUAGAAGUACAAUUCCAUGUAAAAUAUUUGGCUUUUAGUGCAAUAUUCAGCUUGUGUCCUUAAUUAUUGUUGUGACUGGUCAUUAUCAUAGCAUCAACCAAAUUCAGACCAAGUCUGCUUAACUUCAUGUACUGAGCUGAAUAAUGCAUUGAACCAUUCAUCCUGAUUUUUUAGAUUAUUGUGGAGACUGUAUAUAAUUCACGAUUAUCUCUGCAAACUUUAUAUAGUACAUGCAUAGGAAUCUUUUAAAGAACGGUUUAAAUCAAUAAAUACU